Saccharomyces cerevisiae S288C is the source of this 300-nucleotide messenger RNA. RefSeq lists its product as uncharacterized. Bases 1 to 300 code for a protein of 99 amino acids. The transcript has a single exon. NCBI's taxonomy places the organism in Eukaryota, Fungi, Ascomycota, Saccharomycetes, Saccharomycetales, Saccharomycetaceae. The record is from RefSeq and is marked reviewed.
AUGGCCCAUCUCUCACUAAAUCAGUACAAAUGCACUCACAUCAUUAUGCACGGCACUUGCCUCAGCGGUUUAUACCCUGUGCCAUUUACCCAUAAAGCCCACGAUUAUCCACAUUUUAAUAUCUAUAUCUCAUUCGGCGGCCCCAAAUAUUGUAUAACUGCCCUUAAUACAUACGUUAUACCACUUUUUCACCAUCUACUAUCCACUCAAUUUAUAUACACUUAUGUCAAUAUUACAAAAAAAUCACCACUAAAAUCACCUAAACAUAAAAAUAUUCUAUCCUUCAACGAUAAUACAUAA